AGGACCUUGGUCUUUGGCGCGCGCGCGCACACAUACUGACACACGCGCUGUUCCGUUUCUUGCUUUUGACUACAGUCGCUGAUAAUGACGUAAAAGAACAUUGAUCCCACAGCGUGAAAUCUGUCUGAUCAGACAAACAGCCUCUGCGUUUCGACACCCAUCCCUGCCACCACACGGACACCUCCCCCUCUGUCCCGAGCAGGCGCUAUAAAGGCGGCGUUUUGCCGAGCCUCUGCCUUCUUCUUCAUUCCAGUCGGGAGGCUGUGCUGCUCCGCGUGCCACUUCACGUGUCCUCGUUGAAAAAAACAAGUCUCAAGAUGACCCAUCAGUAUCCAUCCCUAUCUCCAGAGCAGAAGAAGGAGCUCUCUGACAUUGCUCAGAGAAUUGUUGCUCCAGGAAAGGGAAUACUGGCUGCAGAUGAAUCAACAGGUACCAUGGCCAAACGCCUGCAAAAGAUCAACGUGGAGAACACAGAGGAGAACCGCCGUUGCUUCCGUGACAUCCUUUUCUCCAGCGAUCAGUCGAUUGCUAACAACAUUGGGGGGGUCAUUUUCUUCCACGAAACCCUCUACCAGAAGGCAGACAACGGCAAGCUUUUCCCCCAGGUCAUCAAGGAGAAAGGCAUUGUUGUUGGUAUCAAGGUGGACAAAGGCACAGCUGGACUGAAUGGAACUAAUGGAGAGACAACCACACAAGGUCUUGAUGGCCUGUCGGAGCGAUGUGCCCAGUACAAGAAAGACGGCUGCGACUUUGCUAAGUGGAGGUGUGUGCUGAAGAUCUCUGAUGGCUGCCCGUCAGCUCUCGCCAUUGCAGAAAACGCCAAUGUCCUCGCCAGAUAUGCCAGUAUCUGCCAACAGAACGGUCUGGUGCCCAUCGUGGAGCCAGAGAUCCUGCCUGAUGGUGACCACGACCUGCAGAGGUGCCAGUAUGUGACGGAAAAGGUGCUGGCUGCCACCUACAAGGCUCUUUCAGACCACCAUGUGUACCUGGAGGGCACUCUGCUGAAGCCCAACAUGGUCACUGCUGGACACUCCUGCACUAAGAAAUACACCCCCCAAGAGGUUGCCAUGGCUACAGUGACUGCUCUUAGGCGCACCGUUCCCGCCUCAGUCCCCGGUAUCUGCUUCCUGUCUGGAGGCCAGAGUGAGGAGGAGGCCUCUGUUAACCUGAACGCCAUGAACCAGGUGCCUCUCCAUCGCCCGUGGAAGGUGACCUUCUCCUACGGCCGUGCGCUCCAGGCCUCUGCUCUUGCAGCCUGGGGGGGAAAAGCCGCCAACAGGAACGCUGCCCGCGAAGCUUUCUGCAAUCGGGCCAAGAUCAAUAGCCUGGCUUCCAAAGGAGAGUACAAGCCCUCAGGUUCAGCUGACCAGGCGUCCAUGCAGUCUCUCUACUCUGCCAGCUACGUGUAUUAAACCCAGGGAACACUUAUUCAAAAGAAAAACCAGAAAAAUAAAAGCCCACAGGGCCAAACAUCAUUCCUCUACAUGAUGUCCUUCUUUCCUGCAUGACCAACACCGAGGAGACUUCCACCAAGCUACUGUUUCUCUACUUGAUGAAAUGACUUUAAAUAAAAUAAAAAGACUAAAACAUUUGACAA
Messenger RNA from Oryzias latipes (Japanese medaka), 1597 nucleotides. RefSeq names its product aldolase b, fructose-bisphosphate (gene aldob). Lineage: Eukaryota; Metazoa; Chordata; Actinopteri; Beloniformes; Adrianichthyidae. Gene Ontology annotation, molecular function: fructose-bisphosphate aldolase activity. The record is from RefSeq and is a predicted model, not a curated record. Gene Ontology annotation, biological process: glycolytic process.